GAACUUCCGGAAGCAUCUGAGAAUGGUGGGCAGCCACAGAAUGAAGGCUCAGAGUGAGUUCCCCAGUGAGUGUGGCCGUGGUGCCUGUGCCGUCGUAGCUUUUUACAAUGUGUUCUACUUUCGUCAGUGUGGUUGUGCUAUAUGCAUGCAGCCUAUACAGUACGUGUCAGUGUGUGCUGGAUAAAAUGCACUGCAUGGUACAUUUAUGCAUUCAUAAAUAAGUGUGGCAUGGCUCAAUAUGAACUAGUUGAAGCUAUAGUAAAUGGAACCAACACUUUGAAAGUGGUGCAGCUGUAGUAGUAUAGUCUCCCAAGCACAUCGAAUCCCACUUCACCCACCACUUUCCACCUGUUCUCCCCUUCUAAAUUCUGUGUCCCUCUCUACAUUUCAACCUGUCUGAAAAAUAGACAUCGAACUCCCAGGAGAAAGUGGUCCAAGAGUCAAUAUAAUCAACAUUAUGGCAGAAAAGCUUUCAAGUUGGGGUUUUAUAGUAGGAUGCCUGGUUAGAAGAAGCUGGUAGAGGUAUUGACUUUAUUAGCAGCUGUUAAGUGACUGGGUGGUUUGGAUACAACAGUCCCAGCUGUGUGCUGGAGUACCAGAUGCUCACCCACUCAGUAUCACCAUGUCGUGAUGAUGACUCAGUCAGAGCAAUACAACAAAUGUUUUCAGCCAGGCUGUUUUGUAUGAGCCGGGAUGUGUUGUACAUAUGGGAAGUGUGUGUGUGUGUUGGCAUCUGUGUAGAGGACUAAAUUCCACUUCAUGGUGAAGGAAGUUUCUGAUGAGUUUCUAGCGUCUGUGUUGAGUGGCUUCAUCCCAAUUAUCUCUCCUUUUUUCCCAAAGUGUGCGCUUGUUCACUUCCCUUCACUGAUUUGAAAGGAAAUUACUGUUAUAAGAAAUAUGGUGGAAACUCCCUCUAGCCUCCACCAAUCCAAUACUUUUAGAUUUGUGGGAAGUAGUGAACAAGUGUACACUUCAGAAGAAAAUUGAUAUUAUUGGGACACACCCAGUGGGUUUUGGGGUUGAUUAGGGAAAGUGUGUGUGGCACUCUCUCCCCCGGCCUCCUCCUCCUCCUCCUCCUCCUCCUCCUCAUCCUCCACUCAUUCUCCUCCACUCCUUCAUCAGCAUAUGCCGAACGCCGAGCCAAGAGUUUCAACCGCUCCUGGAGUGACCCCACCCCCAUGAAGCCUAACUCUCUCCAUGGCUCCAGAGACAGUGAGUCCACACACAUACUAUACACACACUCACUCAUGCAAGCUGAUGUGCCCAGGAGACAUACGCAAACACACUUUUUCACUCAAGCAUACUCGGCACAAGCAUGUACAAUUAAAAAUAACUUUACUGAGGCACAAACGUGCACUAUACCUACACUAUGUACAUGCACACACUAACACAAACACACACACACUCAUUUGAAAGAAGCUCCUCUGUACAGACUGUUUGACCCUGAUUCUAUUUGUCCUCGUCCUAUUCACGUCUGACUCUUGACGGUGACGGUCUACUGUACCUUGCGUCUGUACGUCUGUCCUUUACGCCUGUACUGUGCGUCUCUGCCGUCCUCCCUAUGUGUCCAGGGUCUGUCUGAGCCUGUGCUUGUAUGUUGCAAGCUUUGUCUUUCAUCUAAAUGUUUGUGUCCGUGUCUCUCUGCAACCUAUUGUCUAUGUAUCUGAUGGCUUUACGUGCCUAUGAUUUCUUGUUCUAUGUUUAGGGAAGGGAUAAUGUCUUCCAUUUCCUCGACGUGUGUCUCUAUGAUUCCUGUCUUCUUUCUCUUUGCAAACAGCCAGGUGUGCUUCUUCUGUUUGCAUACUCUCCUCUAAUCAGCUCUGUUUGUGAUCCUUUCAUCUCUCCCCAACCGUGUGUGUGUUUGCUUGUGUCAGGUGGGGACCUGCCGUCCUCGUCAAGGGCUCUAGAUGAAGGGUCACAGGAGGAUGCCGACUGGGAGGAGGAGAGAGAGCUGGAGAGAGCAGCCUGCGAGGGAGAGGACUUAAUCCCACCCAAAAUCAUAGUGAGAUUCUCAGCUCACCUAAGAGACCAGUUAGCCAUCUCAUAGCAGUGCAAAGAGAAUAGGGGAGUGUGUUGUUAAUAGCUAAGUGUAAACUGUAGUUGAAAACCUCUGUAGCUCUAUUCUAUAUGACCUUAAACAGAUAUCAUACCACUCAGUGGAGAUAAUGUAGAGUCAUUUCUGACUAAUUUAUUUGUCUGUUUUCAUUGUUAUUAUGAUAUUACUUACAGUAUAUAAUGUACCCAUUGUAGACAGUUUUUCGUUGAUAUUUGUAUAGAUGUUGAGUCUGUCUUCUUCCAGCUAAUAUCCUCUAAGGUCCCGAAGGCUGAAUAUGUCCCUAACAUCAUCCGUAGGGACGACCCCUCGAUCAUCCCCAUCCUUUAUGUGAGUCCCUCUCAUCCACUGGUCCAUUGUACUACUCCUACCUGUUAUUUAUUUAUUUAACCUUUAUUUAACUAGGCAAGUCAGUUAAGAACAAAUUCUUAUUUACAAUGACGGCCUACCCCGGCCUACCCCGGCCAAACCCGGACGACGCUGGGCCAAUUGUGCAGCGCCCUAUGGGACUCCCAAUCACGGCCGGAUUGUGAUACAGCCUGGAAUCAAACCAGGGUCUGUAGUGACGCCUCAAGCACUGAGAUGCAGUGCCUUAGACCACUGCGCCACUCGGGAGCCCAAUGAUAAUAUGAUAAUACCUGGAUAUUCUGAUGACUGUCAUAUUGAUUUAGGAGAGUCUCUUUUUCCUAAUGAUUAAAGUACAUAUGGAAAAUAUAUACUUUUUAAAUGCUACGUUAUAACGUGCAUACCACCCCGUUCACACAGUAGUUGGAAUUGUCUUAUUGUCUUAUCUUAUUGUGUCCUAUUUGAAAUUUUUCUGUAGGAUCAUGAACAUGCCACAUUCGAUGACAUCAUUGGUGAGUAGAUUAUGUUUGUUUUUCAUUCAUAGUAUGCCCUGAAUAAUGAUCAUAGUACAGUAUGUGGCCUCUCUCCCCUGCCAGCAGAAAAGUAGCAUUUAUACUUUCCUCCCUCAUCUUUCCCUCCAAUCACAGAGGAGAUAGAGAAGAAGCUGACGGCCUAUAGGAAAGGCUGUAAGAUCUGGAACAUGCUCAUCUUCUGUCAGGUGAGAGAGAGGAAGGGGAGAUGGUUGAGACAAUAUCGUGUGUUUGCGUGCGUGUGUGAGUGGGAGAAUGGGUUCUUAUUGUCUAAAACUCAGUGUUUAAGUCAGCUUAUUGUUGCUGCAGUUAUUAUUGCAUGCACAUAACUGAAAUGAACCUGUUCUCCAGGGAGGUCCGGGGCAUCUGUACCUGCUCAAGAACAAAGUGGCCACGUUUGCCAAGGUGGAGAAGGAAGAGGACAUGAUCCAGUAAGAUCACUCACUUCUGACAACAAUAUCACCAUGAUAACUGUCACUGGAUUGCAGAAACAUAGACUAAAGUCAUACACUAUUAUAAAAAUGCAGAUUCAUUUAAUCUCUGCCCCUCUUAUUUAUAUGGACAGGUUUUGGAAGAAGUUGUGUCGGUUUAUGAGCAAGCUAAACCCUGAGCCCAACGUCAUUCACAUAAUGGGCUGCUAUGUUCUGGGGAGCGUCAAUGGAGAAAAGGUAUGGAUUUAUAGUUUCCCCUAUUAUAGUUGCAUAAUUCUGGUAAUUUUCCCAAAGUUCCCUGGUUUUCUAGAAAUCCCAUUUGGAGGUUCCUGGAUUUCCUGAUUCCAUGAAUUUCUGCCAAAACUUUUAGGAUUUUGUGAAAGUGACUGAAAUGUUACAACCCUAGUCUGGGUACCAGUCUGUUUAGAUAUCAUUCCACUCCUUGACACUCCUUGUCAUUAACUUAUGUAAAGACCUGUUUCCUAUUCUGUCACUGUAAACAUUUAUUACCACAACCGUACUGCUUCUUUAUAGAUUUCUGCACAGUAUAUAGGUCUAUCCCUCUCUUUUUAUUCAUGUAGUCAGUAUAGAGCCGCCCACCACCCACCCACACACCACUGGUACAUAAUUUACACACUGUGAAUCUACUGAAUGUGUCAGUAUGAUGUAGCUAGCCCUGGGCUACCUAGCUGGCUCUUAAGCUCCUAAACGGACACUGCUAAACUGUCAUGCUGUCAUAUAGACAGACAGAGUGCAGGAGGCAGGUUUAGAGACACAGACACAGACCCAUCCACACUGACACUCUGAGCAGCAGAGUGACCCCCCCCCCCCCCCCCCCCCCCCCACGUGCGCUCACGCACGCACACACACACACCCCUGCCCUGGCCCUCCUCACCCACAGAGACGUACUGGCAGACACUGCAGGGAACAAGCAGCUAUGCACACAAACAGUUUCAUGUACACACACACACACACUCACUCAGGCACGCACACACACAGGCACUUAGUUCAGAUGGUCUUGAAUAUGCAUGCACUCUCACACAGAAUUUCCGUACACAUGCUACAGUAUAUGUGUUUACUCAUUUAAAUAAUUGAACGUAUAGUUCAACACAUGCAUGCAUUUUGUACUUUAGCACGCUGUACAGUGUGCCCACACUCUGACACAGACAGCAGUGUUGUUCCAGUCUAUCUGAUAUUUUCCUACCCUGGAGUGUCUGUGUGUGUGUGUGUGUGGCAGUCUGGAGGCUGGACAAGUCGCAGAAAUGAAACAGGGAAGUAUUUUUCAGUGCAUUUAUCAAUGUUCUCCUCUGCUAUCUGUAAUCCCCUGCUACCUCAGCUGGAAUGCAGAUAGAAAGCUUUAGUCAUCCGUCUAAUAAAAGUCUGCUAGUUUCAGAGAGACCUACGUACCGGUACACACCCAGCCUACCUAACUGCAACUCAACUCUAACAUCUCCUUGAUUGAUUUUGGGUGUCUCCCAAAUGGCAGCCUUUAACAUAUAUAGUGCACUACUUUCACCAGAGCCUAUAGGGAAUGGAGUGCCGUUUGGGACGCAAACCCUUAACUUUGUUAUACAGCUCCUUUCCACUCCUUUAGUUUUAUUCACUCCCUGUACAGUCUUCUUUUGGGGAGCAGUCACCUCUAGCCUAAAAAGGACAAGACAUAAACAUCAAUAGUUCCUCCUCUGAAUUCUGUUAAUCCUUGGGUCUGCUGAUUUAUGGCGAUAUAAUCUACCACCAAAUCCUUCUGUUGUACAGUAUUCCCCUCUUGAAUUAAAACAGUGACCCGGCUUUAAGGGUUCAGACUAUUGUUGUUAAUCUCUGUCAACACAGUCAGGGGAGUUGAGGUUAAGCGCUGUAACACUGUAGCACGCUAUAUUAGCAGGUUCAGAGUCCCGCUAGGGGUCGUGAACCCUGACCUCUCCCAUAGACACACACAAACUCUCCAGAGGUUCCGUGCAUUGAUUUAGUUCCUGAGCAUGCUGCUACUGCUACUGCUGUGUGAAUGGCGUCAGCAGAGAGGAAACUGGCUUCUGGAAAAACAUGUUAAUUGGUUGCGAGGCUCCAUGGGGCAGUGGCACUGGCUGGUCCAGACCGCAGGGAGUGGAGGAGGAGAGCAGGAGAGGAGAAGAGGUGCAGGGAAAGGGGAGGUGCAGAGAGAGAGAGGAGAGGGGAGGUGCAGGGAGUGAGUGGAGAAGUGGGCAGGAGAAGGGUGAUGUAAGGUAAUGUGCUCUGACAGGCUCUCUCCAGCAAUGAGCACUCUCCUCGUACACAACAGCCCCCGAACAACAGAUACUCAGUGAGACAAACACAGGUUAACACUUCAGUGUCACUUCCCAUUCUGCUGUAUGCACAAGACACACCCAUCGUUCACUCUGACCCCAUCAUUCCCACUAUGAAGGGCUCUUUUCAGUUGAUGUUAUGACAUAUUUACCUUUGCAGUUAGUUGUAUUGCUUUUGGAGGUACAACUGAGUGUUAAUUUCCUUUGGAAAAAUAAUGAGUGACAAUAUGUUUGCAAUUGUUUUUGUUGUGAACAGAAAACAAUUUUCACUCCUCUCAAGAGGUUUGUCUGUUUUGCCAGAUGGGUGUUUUGAAAUGUAAAAUGUUCUCCUUCACAGCUAAUCCAGAAUCUGAAGCAGCUAAUGAGACCUCAUGUCAUCGAAUUCAAGUCCCCACUAGAGCUAUCUGCGCAGGGUGAGUGUACGACCACACACACAAUUUCACAUAUGUAUAGAUUUUCCAAUAUCUGCUACAUGCUGUGCAGUACACGUUCCCUGAAUCCUAGCAAGGCAGACCAAGUUAAUCAGGACAUUAGGGAACACGCUGACAGACGUCUGAACUUCCUGAGAUCUGAACUCACCCCUCAUCAAUCAUUUCCCCCUGACACUUAUUGAUGUCAUGCUAAUUAUUUCUCAAUUAAUAUCUCAUUACCUCCACUGAGUGUUUUCCUCUCCUCUCUCUCUCUCUCUCUCUCUCUCUCUCUCUCUCUCUCUCUCUCUCUCUCUCUCUCUCUCUCUCUCUCCCUCCAUUAUUUAUACCAGUUUAUAGCUUGAUCAAGCUUUACAGUACAUAAACACUUCAAUCAACUGUAUAUUACAAUCAACGUUUGAGAGUAGUUGUUGGGAUAAAAAACAACAACACGUUAAUUAUUUUCCUUUCUGAGAACAGAUUAGCUAGUGGAGAGGGGUGAAGAGAAAUCAACUGUACUUAACUGGUGCCCCUCGACCCAACCCACCCUCUCUCGCUCUCUCUCUCUCUCUAGGCAAGGAGAUGAUCGAGAUGUACUUUGACUUCCGUCUCUUCCGCCUGUGGAAAACCCGCCAGCACUCCAAGCUGCUCGACUAUGACAACCUU
Molecule: messenger RNA, 6711 nt
Organism: Coregonus sp. 'balchen'
Lineage: Eukaryota; Metazoa; Chordata; Actinopteri; Salmoniformes; Salmonidae
Source: the annotation of a GenBank genome assembly